Strongyloides ratti is the source of this 813-nucleotide messenger RNA. Its product is annotated as Zinc finger protein-like 1. Bases 1 to 813 code for a protein of 270 amino acids. The record is from RefSeq and is a predicted model, not a curated record. Lineage: Eukaryota; Metazoa; Nematoda; Chromadorea; Rhabditida; Strongyloididae. The transcript has 3 exons. Gene Ontology annotation, cellular component: Golgi apparatus.
AUGGGUCUUUGUAAAUGCCCAAAAAGAAAAGUUACAGCUUUAUUUUGUUAUGAACAUCGUGUUAAUGUUUGUGAAUAUUGUAUGAUAGAUAAUCAUAAAUCAUGUGUUGUACAAACUUAUCUUGAUUGGUUAUCUGAUAGUGGAUAUGAACCAUAUUGUAUCUUGUGUAAUCAACUUUUUACUGAAAGAGAAACUAUAAGAUUAAAAUGUUUACAUUUAUUUCACAAAGAUUGUCUUCAUGCAAGAGAGGCAAAUAUGCCAAAUGAUACAAAAAAUGAAUCAAGAAAAUGUCCUAGAUGUUUAGAUAAAAUAUUUCCAGCUCCCAAUCAAACUUCUCCAACAGUUGAGAAAUUAAAAGAAUGGUUGAUUACAAAGAAUUGGGGUAGACAAGGUCUUGGUUUACCAAUAGAUGAUUCUAUUGAUGAUAAAUCAUUUCCAGUUCCACCUAUGUCAAAGGAAAAUAAAAUACCUGAGUCAAUUCAGGAACGUAUUCAAACUCCAGCAAUUAUUAAUAUGGAUGAAGCAAUUAGAACAUCUAAUAUAUCCUAUAACAAUCAACCUCAUGAAAGGAGUUACUCCUCCAGACAUGCACCAUCAUCAAUACCUUCUUUUAAUUACGAACCAUUUACUUCACCAACGACGCACCUCUUAAAUGAUGAAGAGGAGGUUAAAUAUAAAAAGAGAUCAAUUAAAAAUAAAAUAAAAUAUUUUCGUUUCUCAAAAUUCCGAAAACCAAUUAUUUAUUUUUCGCUAUCUGUUUUAGCUGUAUAUUGUUUUGUUCUCUUUCUUACAUAUUUUGUUGAAAGAGAAUAA